GAGUUUCUUUCUUUCUCUCUCUCUCUCUCUUCUCCAUCUUGUUUGUGACCACCUCUGUCACAAAUGGCGAUGACAGCAUCAUCCAAAACAGUAAUAAACGACCUCCCAGAACCCAUCCUCACCAACAUAAUCGCAGCCGUCUCCGACACCCGCAGCCGCAACGCCAUCGCUCUAACCUGCCGAAAAUGGUGUCUUUUAGAGAGAUCUUCCCGCACAACUCUAUCUCUAAGAGGAAACCUUCUCCGCGAUCUAUUCAUGCUCCCAACCUGUUUCCGAUCCGUAACCCACCUCGACCUCUCCCUCGUAUCUCCAUGGGGUCAUCCCUUCUUAUCUCUCUCAUCUUCCUCCGAUCCUUCCCUCCUCGCCCAUUUCCUCCGUCAAGCUUUCCCAUCUGUCAUCUCCCUCACACUCUACGCUCGUAAUCCACCCAUUCUUCAGAUGUUAGCACCUCAAUGGCCUAACUUGAAAGAAGUCAAGCUCCUUAGAUGGCACCAACGCCCUCAACUCCCCCACGGUGCUGACUUACUUCCGUUGUUUGAGAAUUGUUAUAACAUCACCUCACUUGAUUUAUCUUCCUUUUAUUGCUGGACUGAUGAUAUUGCUCCUGCACUUGAAUUACAUCCCGAUAGAGCUGCAAUCCUUACUAAGCUUGAUCUGUUAAACCCUUCAUUUGCUGAAGGAUUUAAAUCAAACGAGAUCAAGGCUAUUACUUCCGCUUGUCCUAAUUUGAAUCAGAUCCUUAUAGCUUGUAUGUUUGAUCCUAGAUACAUUGGUUUCGUAGCAGAUGAUGCUUUAUUAGCCAUCUCGACUAACUGUCCCAAGCUUAAACUUCUUCACCUCGCUGACACCUCAGCUCCGUUUAGCACCAGAGGCGAUCCGGAUGACGAGGGUUUCAGUAAUGAGGACGCAGGUAUAAAUGCCCCAUCUUUGAUUGAGUUUUUCUCAGGUCUUCCAUUGCUGGAGGAGCUAGUCCUGGAUGUUCGUAAAAACGUCUCCGGAAGUGGGCCUGCACUGGAAAUGCUGAAUUUGAAGUGCCCUAAGCUGAAAUCAUUGAAGUUGGGUCAGUUUCAUGGAAUUUGCGCUGCGGUUGAAUCUAAGCUUGACGGGGUUGCGCUUUGUCAUGGGCUGGAAUCAUUGUCGAUCACGAGUUCGGCUGAUUUGACAGAUAUGGGACUCAUAGCGAUCGGAAGGGGUUGUUCUAAGUUGGUCAGGUUUGAGGUUGAAGGGUGUAAGAAGAUAACUGUUAGAGGAAUGAGAACGCUGGCAAGUCUGCUCCAUCGGACACUGGUCGAGGUUAAGAUUUCUUGCUGCAAGAACCUUGGAGCUGCAUCGUCUUUGAAGGCUCUGGAGCCGAUUCAGAGCCGUAUAGAGCGUAUCCAUAUCGAUUGUGUCUGGGAUAGCGUGGAACAGUUUGAGGAUCUUGAUGGGAUCGAAUUCAAUUUCGAUCUCAACAAGGCACAAGAUAUUGGAGGAGGAGGAGGAGGGGGGAAUUCGAGUUUUGGAGAAUUCUCCUCGGAUUAUGAUGACAUAGCCAGAACAAAAAAGAAGUGCAAAUAUUCUUAUGAUCUAAACAUGAUUGACAAUGUCCAUAUCAAUGGUGAUGGCAAUGGCAAUGGUAAUGGUUUUAGGAUGAAGACUUGGAACAAGCUUAAGUAUCUUUCCCUUUGGAUAGGGGUAGGAGAGCUAUUAUCUCCUCUAUCAAUUGUGGGUUUAGAUGAAUGCCCUAGACUAGAAGAGAUGAAGAUCAAGAUCGAAGGAGAUUGCAGAGAAUGGUCGAGGUUAUCAGAGCGUGCGUUCGGAUUGAGUUCUCUAGUACGUUAUCCAGAGCUAAAGAAGAUGCAUUUAGAUUGUGGGGACGUAAUCGGGUAUGCUCAUACAGCUCCAUCAGGACAGAUGGAUCUUAGUUUAUGGGAGAGAUUUUACCUGUUUGGGAUUAAAAACUUGAGCUUAGAAGAACUUGACUAUUGGCCACCACAGGACAGGGAUGUUAACCAGAGGAGUCUGUCACUUCCUGCAGCUGGGUUGCUUGCAGAAUGCUCUACACUCAGGAAGCUUUUCAUCCAUGGAACUGCACAUGAACACUUCUUGAUGUUCUUAUUAAGUAUUCCAAAUUUGAGGGAUGUGCAGCUCAGGGAAGAUUAUUAUCCAGCACCAGCCGACGAAAUGAGCACAGAAAUGAGAGUAGAUUCCUGGAGGCGUUUUGAGGAUGCUCUGAAUCGUCGCCACAUUUCUGACUGAACUGAAUUACAGGCACAAUAUUAGCUAUACCAUUCUCAGUAGGAAAUUUUACAAGAUUUUGGACAGAAUAAGAGAGCAGUUUAGGAUAUGUGACAAAUACUGUCUUGUUUGAUUUGAUCCUGGUAUAAAAUCUUUAGCAUUUUUGCUUUCCUCUCUAA
Molecule: messenger RNA, 2396 nt
Organism: Impatiens glandulifera
Lineage: Eukaryota; Viridiplantae; Streptophyta; Magnoliopsida; Ericales; Balsaminaceae
Product: F-box/LRR-repeat MAX2 homolog A
Exons: 1
Coding region: 64-2238 (724 amino acids)
Biological process (GO): SCF-dependent proteasomal ubiquitin-dependent protein catabolic process
Cellular component (GO): SCF ubiquitin ligase complex
Source: RefSeq, a predicted model, not a curated record